This is a messenger RNA of Mercenaria mercenaria, 1311 nucleotides long. Its product is annotated as jerky protein homolog-like. The record is from RefSeq and is a predicted model, not a curated record. Gene Ontology annotation, cellular component: nucleus. The transcript has 2 exons. Gene Ontology annotation, molecular function: DNA binding. Lineage: Eukaryota; Metazoa; Mollusca; Bivalvia; Venerida; Veneridae. The coding region runs from base 1 to 1311 and encodes 436 amino acids.
AUGUCUUUCCUAAGGUUACCAACCAUUGGCAAGGCUACCAAGAGAAGGCGACUGUAUGAUACUGGGCUGAUAGCAAGAGCAUACAAAGAUGUAGUCUCUUCUGGGAUGUCUGUGUACAAGGCAGCCAGGUUAUAUGGUAUACCAGAGUCCACUCUACGUGAUAGAACCCUUGGGCUCCAGCCAGUGACAGGAGAGAAAGAAAAUCUACCCAGCAGUGGUCCACCUCCAACAUUUACUGCCCAGGAGGAGCAGAAACUAGUAGAACAUAUAAGCUACAUGGCAAGCAUAGGGUAUGGCUAUACCCGUGCUGAAUUUCUCUGCUUGGCAUUUGAUUGGGCCGUUACAUUAGGAAGGAAGAAACAGAGUGAUCCAGAUUUUGCAGCAUCAUGGUACAAGGGAUUCAAAAGACGGAACCCAGAUGUAACUUUAGCAAAACCCCAGAAAUUGUCUGUGCUUAGAGCAAAGUGUACCUCAGAUGAGACCAUGGACAAGUAUUUUUGUGAACUGGCGAAAGUGCUGAAGAAGCAUGACCUUGAGAACCACCCAGAGUUCAUCUGGAAUAUUGAUGAAACGGGUUUAAUGAUAGAGCACAACCCCCGCCAUGUUAUAUGUAUGAAGGGAACAACACCUCAGGCCAUAACCUCAAACAGGGGGAAAACAGUGACAAUCAUUGCUAGUGGAAGUGCAGCAGGCAGUAGAUUACCGCCAUACUAUGUAUUCCCAGGGAUGAGAUGGAACCAGGACCUUUUGACAGGGGCUUCUCCAGUAUCAGCGGGUACAGUUACAGAGAGCGGAUGGUCUAAUUCUGCUGUGUUUAUGGAAUACCUAGAACAGCACUUCCUUAAGCACGUUUCAACCAAGGAUCAUCCUGUCAUGAUUUUGUUCGACGGCCACAAGUCCCAUGUCAACCUCACACUUUCUACAUGGGGAGAGGCAAACAAUGUGGUAUUCUUUGUGUUGCCACCGCACACCUCGCAUGUAAUACAACCCCUUGAUGUAGGUUGCUUUGGACCGCUUAAGAACAUCUACCAUAGUGAGUGCCAGGCUUACAUGCGCAGGAACCCAGGGCUGCAGAUCAACCGCUGCAAUAUAGCAGAAGUCUCCAGCAAGGCAUACAACAAAGGAGUUUGUGCAGAAAAUCUCAUAAGUGCUUUCAAGAAGACUGGUGUGUAUCCUCUACAGCGGACAUCCAUAGGAGCUGCAGAGACUACUCCAUCCACCAUUUACAUUGAAAACAAGGAACAGCCAAUCGGUGAACCUGCUGAGUCUGUAUCAUUCCUUGAAAGCAAAAAAAAUCUUGAAAGUGCUUGA